This is a messenger RNA of Galdieria sulphuraria, 1254 nucleotides long. Its product is annotated as serine-type peptidase (DEGP1). Gene Ontology annotation, molecular function: protein binding; serine-type endopeptidase activity. Lineage: Eukaryota; Rhodophyta; Bangiophyceae; Galdieriales; Galdieriaceae. The record is from RefSeq and is a predicted model, not a curated record. Bases 40 to 1221 code for a protein of 393 amino acids. The transcript has a single exon. Gene Ontology annotation, biological process: proteolysis.
CAUUUCCCUCAUCGUUUUCUGUUCGUUGACUGAAUCAUCAUGCUCCAUUCUACUCCUUGGAUUACAAAACCUUUGGCUAUACCUUGGAAACUCAACCAUCACCACACAGACCCAAAGUGUAAUGCUUCACAAUUGGAAAACAGCACUCAAGAGUCACUUACUCCAGAAGAGUUAUCAGUUGUUGAAAUAUUUAAGCAAGCCAGGCUCUCCGUAGUCCACAUCAUAGCGUUGGAGUCAGCAAGAGACUUGCUUAAAAAGGAAUGGGAAGGAAUAUUUGGGCUUCCAGGAGAAGAACAAAACCCGAGAGGUGCAGGAACGGGUUUCGUUUGGGAUAACCAACACGUGGUAACCAACCAUCACGUCAUGGCGGGUUCCAAAGAAGCCAAAGUGAGGUUUUUUGACUCGACCGAGGAACUGGAGGCAAAACUGGUGGGUACAGAUCCCGACCACGAUAUUGCAUUGUUGCGUUUGGUUCAGUUGCCAGAGAUGGGUAUGGUGCCUUUGACGAGAGGCAUUUCAGAAAACCUAUUGGUAGGUCAACGUGUCUAUGCCAUCGGAAAUCCUUUUGGGUUGGAGUAUACACUAACAACAGGAGUUAUUUCGGGAUUGGGAAGAGAAAUUGCUUCGAGAGUGGGUAGACCUAUGUUUAAUAUCAUCCAAACAGAUGCUGCUAUCAAUCCUGGCAAUUCAGGAGGACCACUGUUGGAUUCUCGAGGAAGACUGAUUGGUGUGAAUUGUGCCAUUGCUUCUCCUUCAGGAGCUUUUGCUGGUAUAGGAUUUGCUAUUCCUGUGGAUACUGUAAAAAAAGUAGUGGAACAGAUUAAGCAGUAUGGAAGAGCUAUUCGACCUUCUUUAGGAAUUUUCUUUGCACCAGAACAACUUGGAAGAAGAUUAGGUUUAGAGAAAGGUCUUUUAAUUCUCUAUUUACGACCCGAUGGUCCUGCACAGAAAGCUGGUUUAUUAGCAACGAAGAGAGAAAAAGGUUCUGGAAGACUUAUCUUGGGAGAUAUCGUAACCAGUAUUGAUAAGCAUUCAGUGAAUCGUGCUGUUGAUAUAUAUCGAGUGCUGGAAACUAUGAAUGUUGGAGAUGAAGUUGUUUUGGAAAUUAUUCGGGAUGGUCAAAGGAUAGAGAAGAAACUAACUUUGGAAGAAAUGGUCGAAGAUAAUAAGCAAAAGGGUUCCGAAUGGUUUCAUAGACGACAGUUGACUAGUCGUUUAUAAUUUUAUUUGCGAAAUAAAUCAUAGAUGUGUUGU